Messenger RNA from Hippocampus zosterae (dwarf seahorse), 1994 nucleotides. RefSeq names its product zinc finger protein RFP. The record is from RefSeq and is a predicted model, not a curated record. The coding region runs from base 16 to 1860 and encodes 614 amino acids. The transcript is spliced from 6 exons. NCBI's taxonomy places the organism in Eukaryota, Metazoa, Chordata, Actinopteri, Syngnathiformes, Syngnathidae. Gene Ontology annotation, molecular function: protein binding; zinc ion binding.
CCGCCCGCCGUUAAUAUGACGCUGCCUCUCCGUCGUGCAGGGAUGUCGUCCCCCGGGAACCUCUCGGAAGAGCAGGUACAUUGCUCCAUCUGCCUGGAUGUUUUCAACGAUCCCGUGUCCAUCCCGUGCGGGCACAACUUCUGCCAGGUCUGCAUCCUGGGAUACUGGAAGAGCAGCCCGCUAUACCAGUGUCCCAUGUGCAAGAAGUCCUUCUACAAGAGGCCGGACACAAGCGUCAAUACCGUCCUGAGGGAGAUUGCUGAGCAGUUCAAGGAGAUGCGACUGAAGAGUGCGCCGGGGAAGGCCGCAAAAGGGAAUAGGUGGACCAUGGAAAGGCGCAGGGAAGAGGACAAGGUGCGGCUUUUGGAGGACGACCGUGACGAGGAGAUGAAGCUCAAGGGGAAAGACUACAGCAGAACCGAGGACGGACACGGAUCAAAUAGACCUCUGGAAGAGCCAACCGAAACUCCGCCGCCGGCGUGUCCAUCUCUAGCUCCUCCUUCCUGGAAGGAGGUCUUCUGUGAUGUUUGCCUCGGCAGAGGUCGUCCCAAAGCCGUGAAGUCCUGCCUGGUGUGCCUUACCUCCUACUGCGAGGAGCACCUCAAGUCGCACGCCAGCAGGUUCACCAAACACAAGCUGAUAGAGCCCGUGGCCAACAUGGAGGACCGCAUGUGCCCCAAGCACCAGCGCCUCCUGGAGCUUUUCUGCAAGAAGGACCAGACGUGUGUGUGUGUCCUGUGCACGGAGACGGACCACCGCGCACACUACACCGUCCCCGUGGAACGGGAAUGGACCGAGAAAAGGGCACAGCUGAAAAAGGUCCAAGUGGACGUGCAGCAGUUGAUCCAGGACAGAGUAAGGAAGGUGGAGGAGAUCAAACGCUCAGUCGAGCUCAGCGACGCGAGCGCGAAGAGAGAGACGGAGGACAGCAUCCAGGUCUUCUCCGAGCUGGUUCGCUCCAUCCAGAAGACUCAGGCCGACGCGGUGGCAGCCAUCGAGGAGAAACGGAGGCGAAUCGAGAGCCGAGCGCAUGAUCUGGUCGCCGAACUGGAAAGGGAGAUCGAUGAGCUGAGAAGGCGGGGCGUUGACCUGGAGAACAUGGACAGGACCGACCACAUUCACUUCUUGAAGAACUUUCCGGCUAUGAGCACCGCCCCGUCCAUCCACGACUGGACCCACACAAACGUUCCCACUGAUGUCAGCGUCGGCUUGAUCAGGACGGCCAUGUCCAAAUUGGAAAGCACCCUCAAGCAAAUGGUGGACAGGCUGGCGGACAGAGAGAUUGUGAAGGUCCUGAAGUACACAGAGGACGUGACUUUGGACCCGGAUACCGCCAACCCGUGGCUGCAGCUCUCCCAGGACAGGCGGCAGGUGCGUCACCUGGGGGCGUGGCAAGACCUCCCGGACCACCCUGACCGAUUCGACACGGUGGUCAUCGUCCUGGGCCGAGAGGGCUUCACCUCCGGGAGACAUUACUGGGAAGUCCAGGUAGGCGAGAAGGAUGACUGGUACCUGGGCGUGGCCAAAUCGUCCGUCAAGAGGAAAGGCCGCAUCUCUGUGAGCAGCGCCAACGGGUACUGGGCCCUCGCCAUGAAGAAGGGCCAAGGGUACCGCGUGUCCACCGUGCCGCCGCUCUCACUGGCGCUCAACCCCAAACCCAAAACGGUGGGAGUGUACGUGGACUACGAGGAGGGCCAAAUCUCCUUCUAUGACGUCAGGGCUCGCACGCACCUUUAUACUUUCACCGACAGGUUGUCGGAAAAGAUUCUUCCGUUUUUCUACUUGUACUGUUGCGACAAAGCCUCCGACACAAUCGUAAUCUGUCCCAUCGCGGAGAAAGCCCUGAUUCAGCAAAGCUAAAAAGACAUGAAAAAGAAGAAAAAAAUACCCUCAGUCUCUUAAGUAGAAGUACUGAUAUAGUACUUAGUGAUUUAAAAAUUAAACUGUGAUAGAAGUAAUACCCAGUCAAUUACAAUGCAUGCAUUGGAAAUUUC